AUGUCGCAAGACACCGGUCUGUUCUCAGUGCGCCGGCCAAGAGAAACCCUCGGCGGCAUUAGCUAUAACUCUGGCAUACCCCAACCAGCAUCUGCGAUGAAGCGUUCGAAUUCGAUGUCCGGCUCAAAUCACAAUGCCCCUUUCACGGUGGGCCAUGUGCGCUCAAUAUCAAGCUCUCGCGCUUCCCUUGCGCCUCCUCGGCCGAACCAACCACAAUUCCAACGGUCUUCUUCGGGCACAAAUCUGGCAGACCUAGGGUUAUCCUCCGUGAAGCGGGCGUCAUUCCAACACAGCAGUGGCCGAAAGAGUUAUGCACCUGGAAAUAUGGGUCGCACCUCUGGUGAAAGCUCAGAACGGAGGAGCAGUGUAUUUCGAUCAAGAGCAUCGUCGAGCGGGCCGAUGGCUCACCAAAGCCUUUUUCAACAGGCUCCACAGCCGGCCGGUGUGCCUCGCGAUUCCCGGCCGUUGAAGGACCGGUCAUAUCAGGCAAGGAUCGGUCAAGAACUGCUAGACUAUAUGGCCAAUAACAACUUUGAAAUGGAAAUGAAGCAUAUGCUUACACAGAAUUCGAUAAAAUCCCCAACCCAGAAAGACUUUGUGUUCAUGUUUCAAUGGCUGUACCACCGGAUUGAUCCUAGUUACAGGUUCCAGAGAAAUAUUGAUCAAGAAGUUCCGCCGAUUUUAUCUCAAAUGCGAUAUCCAUACCAAAAGAGUAUCACGAAGAGCUCACUUGCCGCAGUCGGAUCAGCAAACUCAUGGCAUCUUUUCCUUGGGUUGCUGCAUUGGAUGAUGCAGCUCGCUCAGAUGCUGGAAAGAUAUAGUGUCAAUCAAUAUGACGAUGCAUGUGCUGAGGCAGGCGUGGACGUUAGCGGUGACAAGAUUAUCUUCGAUUUUCUAAGUCGAGCAUAUCGAGAUUGGUUACUCAUGGAUGACGAUGCAGGGGACGAUGAGCAGGACAGGGUCUUUGCGCCGCAUAUUGCAAUAAUGGCGAGGGAAUUUGAUAUGUCUAAUUCGAAAUACUUAGACGAGUUGCAGAUCCUAGAAGCGGAGCAUCAGCGCCUUGAGAAAGAGAUUGAGAUUCUGGAGAAGUCCGGAGCCGAUGUUACCACACUGGAUCGGAACUUCAAGAUUAUGGAGGCGGAUAAAGUCAAAUUUGAAGAAUUUGAUGCGCGAAUGAAUCAAAAAUCCGAGAAGUAUGAGACUCGAACCCAGUUCUUACAAGAAGAACUUGAUAAAGUCAUGGAAGAGCUCAAGGAUGCCGAGGAGGAACGAAUUACUUUACAGAAGGCUGUCGACGAUCUAGGCAUCAGCAUGACAGAUAUCGAUAGGAUGACAUCAGAGAGGGAACGUUUGCAGAAAGGGAUCGAGUCAACAUCUCAAAGACUAGAGGAUGUGAAAAAGAAGGUGGCUGAGAAAGAAUUUGAGGCAAGUCGAAAACUUGAUGAAUUAGAGCGAGCGGUGGACAAACACAACAGCCUCGGUUACCAAAUAGGCCUCAUUCCCUCCACUGCGCCAAAUUCAAAGGGCAAGGACUAUGAGCUGCAAGUCAUGGUCAAUGAGGGCCCGAACUUUUCAUCGUCGCAGAUGGGCGCCUCAAAUAGCGGUGGUAAUGCAAAUAGUGAUCGACUAUUAGAAGAUCCUAUCACAGGGUAUCAACCAGCCCAUAUCCUAAACCUAGAUCUUCGGGGCCAGGUCAAAAGCAGCUUUUUGAACCUGAGAAAAGAAAUCUCUGAACGACGAACGGUUGCAAUGGAUGAGAUGAUGAAGCACCAUGAUCUUCUCGAUGGUAUCAAAGAAGCCAUUGAAGAUAAACGGGGCGAAGUCGAGGCGCUAGAGCAUCGAGUCAGGGCUGCCGAAGAUGAAUAUGAAAAAACGAAAGAGGUGACAACCACCCAAAAGCUAGCUUCCGACACUCAGAUCGAGAAGAUGGAGAAGGAACUGGCCAAGAUGAGAGCUGGUCUCACUGAAUCUGUCCAAUUGAUGGAACAGCGGGAGAUGAACACGAACAUCGAGUACGAGCAACUUACGCUCAAAGCAAAUGCCCUCCGGGAAGAAUUGCACACGGAGAUCGAAAAGAUGCUGAACGAUAUUAUAAAAUUCAAGGUUCACGUCCAGAAGAAUCUUGAGGAUUACGAAAGCUUCGUCGUUGACGAGGUGGAACAAGAGCUAGGCGGCGGUGAUGCGAUGAACGAUACCCAAGAUGUUGAUAUGAUAUAG
Molecule: messenger RNA, 2217 nt
Organism: Venustampulla echinocandica
Lineage: Eukaryota; Fungi; Ascomycota; Leotiomycetes; Helotiales; Pleuroascaceae
Product: putative TID3 Outer kinetochore protein-part of Ndc80p complex
Exons: 4
Coding region: 1-2217 (738 amino acids)
Biological process (GO): attachment of mitotic spindle microtubules to kinetochore
Cellular component (GO): Ndc80 complex
Source: RefSeq, a predicted model, not a curated record